Molecule: messenger RNA, 201 nt
Organism: Sphenostylis stenocarpa
Lineage: Eukaryota; Viridiplantae; Streptophyta; Magnoliopsida; Fabales; Fabaceae
Source: the annotation of a GenBank genome assembly
AUGAAACGCACGAACCCUUUCACGCAGUCACACUCAGACUCUCUCCCUCUUCAUCUUCCUGGGAAAACACAGCAUCAAAUGGUGGAAACAUCUAAGUCUGGCCUAGGAGUUAUCAGUUUAGAAAUGAAAGCACCAGCACGGUUUUUGUCUUUUUCUGGAAAAGAACAUUGGAAUUCUGCCUUGGAUACCUCGAUUGCUUAG